AUCCAAUCACUUCGUAUAAAUAUCAACUUUUCAAUAAUUUUCAAGCUUUUAUGAACUGCAGCCGUCUUCCUCCUCAGAACUAAGCCCCAAAUCCCAAUCCCCAGCAAAUCGAAAAUGGUGAAGAAUGGUCGCCAAGGAGAGCGCGUCAGGCUCUAUGUCAGAGGAUCAAUUCUUGGAUACAAGAGGUCGAAAUCAAACCAAUACCCAAACACUUCAUUGAUUCAAAUAGAGGGAGUCAACACUCAAGAAGAAGUUGCCUGGUACUUAGGAAAGAAAUUGGCCUACAUUUACAAGGCUCACACUAAGAAGAAUGGUUCGCAUUACCGCUGCAUUUGGGGAAAGGUUUGUAGGCCUCAUGGUAACAGUGGUGUUGUUCGUGCCAAGUUCAAGUCCAACCUUCCUCCUAAGUCUAUGGGCGACAAAGUUAGAGUCUUUAUGUACCCUAGCAACAUCUAAGAAGCGAGCUAUGCAGAUGGUGAAUUAAUGAACUAGCUACACCCUAGAGUUCCAAGAGACUCAAUUUUCUUUAUUUAUCUAGCUUGUAGUGAGAUAACUCGAUGGUCAUUUUUGGUGUAGGAUGUAUUGAAGAUUUCUUGGUUCUAAUACCUGAAUUUUUGGAAUUAAUUUCACAAGUCGAAGUAUACUUAUCGUUGCUUGA
This is a messenger RNA of Amaranthus tricolor (Joseph's coat), 658 nucleotides long. RefSeq names its product 60S ribosomal protein L35a-3-like. Gene Ontology annotation, biological process: ribosomal large subunit biogenesis; cytoplasmic translation. The coding region runs from base 115 to 456 and encodes 113 amino acids. Lineage: Eukaryota; Viridiplantae; Streptophyta; Magnoliopsida; Caryophyllales; Amaranthaceae. Gene Ontology annotation, molecular function: structural constituent of ribosome. The transcript is spliced from 5 exons. Gene Ontology annotation, cellular component: cytosolic large ribosomal subunit; ribosome. The record is from RefSeq and is a predicted model, not a curated record.